This is a messenger RNA of Aspergillus wentii DTO 134E9, 436 nucleotides long. RefSeq lists its product as uncharacterized. Lineage: Eukaryota; Fungi; Ascomycota; Eurotiomycetes; Eurotiales; Aspergillaceae. The record is from RefSeq and is a predicted model, not a curated record. The coding region runs from base 170 to 403 and encodes 77 amino acids. The transcript has a single exon.
UCGACGGUUUUCCCACACUGACACUGCAGUUUUGGUGUUCCCCGUGACCUCGCUUGUCCGCCAAUCAGAGGCCCCAAAAUCCCCGCCAGAUAGACAUAUAAUUCAUUGAAAAGACAUCCUUUCGCCUUCGGGCAUUUGGUCAAUUUGAAACGAUACAGAGAAGAUUAGCAUGGCCCCUGCACUAAGGAUGACACGCUCAAUCAAAGAGAAGCUACCAGUUUUUUUUUGCCUUUUACAAGUCCAUAUUGGAGGUAGGAGCGUAGGAGUGCUUUUGCGGUUAUCGCAAGGGCGUGCGUUCGAAACGGACUGGAUUCGUCCUUUUUUUUUUUUUUUUUUUUUAAAGUUCCCUCUCUUUUCUUUUCCAUUCGCUGUAGUCGUAGUUCAUACAUCCAUCUUAUCAUAAUUCUUAAUCCCGAAUAAAUACAUUGGAUGCAAA